Molecule: messenger RNA, 3792 nt
Organism: Amphibalanus amphitrite
Lineage: Eukaryota; Metazoa; Arthropoda; Thecostraca; Balanomorpha; Balanidae
Gene: Rat1
Product: 5'-3' exoribonuclease 2 homolog
Exons: 21
Coding region: 158-3259 (1033 amino acids)
Biological process (GO): nuclear-transcribed mRNA catabolic process
Cellular component (GO): nucleus
Molecular function (GO): RNA binding; 5'-3' RNA exonuclease activity
Source: RefSeq, a predicted model, not a curated record
GUGUAUUUUGCGUAAAUUAAACCGGUUAUUGUUGGACGCAAGAGCCAAGCUGCUACGCGCCCUAACCCAGAACAACAACAACAAACCGGAAUACUACUCUACCUAAUUAUAUCAUUAAUAGGAGUAUUUUGUCUUAGUACCUUGUCAGUCUCCCAUCAUGGGAGUACCAGCAUUCUUCAGAUGGCUGUCCAGAAAAUAUGCAUCAGUCAUUGUUGACUGUGUGCAAGAAAAGCCAGGUGAGGUUGAUGGUGUCAAAAUCCCAGUGGACAUCAGCCAGCCGAACCCCAAUGGGGUCGAGUUUGACAACCUCUACCUGGACAUGAACGGAAUCAUCCACCCCUGCACCCACCCUGAAGACAAACCGGCGCCCAAGAACGAGGACGAGAUGAUGGUCGCCAUCUUCGAGGCCAUCGACAAGAUGAUGUCGAUCGUGCGGCCGCGCAAACUGCUCUACAUGGCUAUCGACGGCACGGCUCCUCGCGCCAAGAUGAACCAGCAGCGCUCGCGCCGUUUCCGCGCCAGUAAGGAGACGGCCGAGAAGCUGGAGGAAAUGGCGCGAAUCAAGGCCGAGCUGCGCAGCAAAGGCGUCGAGCUGCCGCCCGACAAGCCCAAGGGCGAACACUUUGACAGCAACUGCAUCACACCGGGCACGCCGUUCAUGGACCGGCUGAGCAAGUGUCUGUGUUUCUACGUGCACGAGCGUCUGAACCACGACGCCGGCUGGAAGGACCUGAAGGUGAUCCUGUCGGACGCCAACGUGCCCGGAGAGGGAGAGCACAAGAUCAUGGACUACAUCCGCCGGCAGCGGGCGAGUCCGUCGCACGACCCGAACACGCAGCACGUGCUGUGCGGCGCCGACGCCGAUCUCAUCAUGCUGGGUCUGGCCACACACGAGCCCAACUUCACCAUCAUUAGGGAGGAGUUCAAACCGAACCAGCCGAGACCGUGCGAGAUCUGCGGACAAAUCGGCCACGAGAUGAAGGAGUGCGUGGGUAAUGUGCGCGAGAAGCAGGGCGAGCACGACGAGAAGCCUCUACCGGUGGUGGCCGAGACCCAGUACAUCUUCGUGCGGCUCAACGUGCUCAGAGAGUACCUGGAGCGCGAGCUGGAGAUGCCCAACCUGCCCUUCCAGUACGACUUUGAGCGGGCGAUCGACGACUGGGUGUUUAUGUGUUUUUUCGUCGGUAACGACUUUCUGCCGCACCUUCCGUCGUUGGAGAUCCGCGAGGGGGCCAUCGACCGGCUGGUCAACCUCUACAAACAGACCGUCUACAAGACCGGGGGCUUUCUCACAAACAGCGGCCGGGUGAACCUGCAGCGAGUGCAGCUCAUCAUGCAGGACCUUGGACAGAUGGAGGACGAGAUCUUUAAGUCCCGUCAGCGCCGGGAGCUCUCGUUCCGCGCCCGAAACAAGGCGCAGCGCCGCCAGAAGCGCGAGGCAGAUGCGAGAAAACACCUCGGAGGGCAGUUCGCUCCGCAGGCGGUCGGCGGCGCGGUAAAGCCCGUGGAGAACGCCCGAAAGGAGUCGUACCAGAUCCGGAUGGAGCAGAUCGCCGCCAAGUCCGACUUCAAGGCCGAGAAUAACCGUAUCAUCGACAGCUCUGCGUCAGCCGGCCAGAAGCGGCCCCGUGACGACUCGGAUAGUGAGGAAGAGACGCCCGACGAGGUCCGACUGUGGGAGGACGGCUUCAAGGACAGGUACUACGAGUCCAAGUUUGACGUGAUGAAGGACAAUAUCGAGUUCCGGCACAAGCUGGCCCGAGAGUACGUGCUCGGGCUGUGCUGGGUGCUCCGCUACUACUAUCAGGGCUGUGCGUCAUGGAAGUGGUACUUUCCCUACCACUACGCCCCGUUCGCCUCCGACUUUGUCAAUAUCGGCGACAUGAAGCCGCAGUUUACGCUGGCCGCGCCGUUCAAGCCGCUCGAACAGCUAAUGAGCGUGUUCCCGGCUGCCAGUCGGUCACACGUGCCCGAGCCCUGGGGAGAGCUCAUGAUGGACCCGCACUCACCCAUCAUCGACUUCUACCCGGUGGACUUCAAGAUCGACCUGAACGGGAAGAAGUUCGCGUGGCAGGGCGUGGCGCUGCUGCCGUUCGUGUCGGAGGUCCGGCUGAAGGCGGCGCUGAAGUCUGUCUAUCACAUGUUGACCGAGGACGAAAAGAGGAGGAACGUGCGCGGCGACGACCGGUUGUUCAUCGGCAGUCGACAUCCGGGCUACGCCGUGAUGCAGGAGAUGUACAAGUCCAACGUGGAGACGGUCGAGGCCAACCCGGAGCUGUUUGGUAAGAUGAGCGGUACACUGAUGCCCGCCGAGGACCUCAUAGACCAGGGAUCCGAUGUCAUAUCGCCCAUACCGCUCUGCAAGAGCUUCCACAACAACCAGGUGGCCACAUGCCGGUACAAGGACCCCCAGUUCCCGGAGGGCUUCGUCUUUCCGGCCAAGAAGCUGCCCGGUGCCAUAUCUCCGCCUCGUGUGCUGAAGCCGCAGGACCUGGACGCCGCGGCCAAGCAGCGCUGGCGGCCCCAGAUCGGUAUGGCCCGCUCCAACACUGUGGCAUCGCUGGGCGCCGCCGGUCACCGCAUGGUCGGGUUCCACCACCACCGGUCGCGCAGUGACGGCAGCGCCGGCUACAACAGCGUACCGCCGCUGAUGCCGGGCGGGCCACCCAGUCUGAUGGGACAGGGCCCGCCCGGAAACUGGCAGGGCGUCUACAACGGAGGCGGUCGGGGCGGCGGUGGCGGCGGUGGCAGUCGUGGAGGCGGCGGAGGCGGCGGGUACCAGCGGGACGGACGGUCAUCCUACUCUAGUCGGGACCAUCGCUACAGCCCAUAUGGCGGCGGCGGCGGCGGUGGUGGCGGUGGCGGUGGCGGAGGCGGUGGCGGAAGAAACAGCUACGGCUCACCAGGAAGAGGAGGAGGAGGGUAUGGCUCAGGAGGCGGAGGGUAUGGCUCAGGGGGCGGAGGAUACGGCUCUUCAGGAGGCGGCUAUGGCUCACAAGGCGGAGGGUACGGCUCCCAGUCCCGGUACGGCGGCGGAGGCGGCGGAGGAGGAGGAGGGUACGGCUCACAGCAGCGCGGCGGCUACAGUACCGGCUCGGGUGGCUACAGGACCGACUCCGGCGGACAGGGCUACAACACCGGGGGAGGAGGGUACCGCUCGGGCGGCGGCAGGGGAGGCGACUCCGCGGGACGGGGUCAGGGGUACGGCGGCGGCGGACGGUAUGGUCAGAGCGGGGCCAACCGCGGAUACCGCACCUAAUCUGACACUCCUGACCGGCCGCCGAGUCAGCAGAGACCUGUGUCGAGCGAUCGGUGGAAGCAGUCCGUACCUGUAUGUCACGUGCCCAGAAAAGCGACCUUUAGUCGCCACAAAGGAAUUGUUAUUGAAAUUUGGUCGAUCGUCAUAAUGUUACUUUAGCUCGUGCUGAAUAGACUGAGCCUCUGCUGUGGUGAUGAAAUGAAGUGACAGCACUAGGAACUCGUCACGUGAGUCCUGUUUUGAGGUACCGGUUUUAUAGGAGCGGAGUGCUCUUGUGCUCUUGUGCCCGAGGCUGCCGGGCGUUGCUACAUUGUGUCACCUUCAUAUUGAUGCAUCGUCCAUUGCGCUGGUAAUGAACAAUGUCUCAUCAAUAAAACGCAGUUCACAUGACCCUUUCCACGCGUAAACGACAAAACAAAUUCCGAAUACUUUACGUGAAUUCUAUUGGCGCGUCGAAGGGUCACAUGAACUGUUUUUGUUACUGUCAUCUCGUUCGACCGUACCCAAAUACACAUCACAUUAACGUUCCACCA